AUGCAUAUAGCAUUAUGGAUGAUUCCUGUUGGUCUUCUAGUUUUAAUGUUAAUCAUUACUAUACUUGUUUCUUGUAUUUUUUAUGUUUGUAGUGAUGAAGAUGAAAAUAUUCCAAAAAAGUCAGUAAAACAACAAGUUGAAAUCAAAAAUGUAGGAUUCCAUAUUGAUCCAAAUGAAAAAGUUAAUAUAGAUACAAUCUCUCAUCGUUUUGCUUCUCUUUCUUUAAAUCCUAAAGAUAAAGAUGAUUGA
Molecule: messenger RNA, 249 nt
Organism: Entamoeba dispar SAW760
Lineage: Eukaryota; Evosea; Mastigamoebida; Endamoebidae
Exons: 2
Coding region: 1-249 (82 amino acids)
Source: RefSeq, a predicted model, not a curated record